UACGUGCAUGCCAUGCCAAAUAUUAGCUCAAUAUUGUAAAUGAAUUGGUAUAAAAAUGCGUGCAUUUCAAGUCUUGCAUUUCAGUUACAAAUGCAAGUUACAAAUAAAAUGCUGCUAAAGGUAAUUUUGGUAAUCGCUUCUAUAGCUGGUAUUUCUGCCGAGUCACCUGUGCGAGCGCCAUAUGCACCUGCUGGCUGGCGUCCUCGCGUGCCAUUUGGCUUGCCCGGCAGUCUGGAGUCUAGCUUUGAGAUCAGCAGGCAACGCGUUGAUUAUGCUGGCACUUUCAAUGAGCCUCGCCUCGAUUCCAACUAUUUGCCACCACGCACCGAGUCAAACGAUGUGGGGCAACAGGCUCCAGUGUCCAAGCAAGUGGACGGCGAGACAACGCCAUCUCCACAAUACGGCGCGCCAACUGAUGCCCCAUUUCGCAUUGACUAUCCCGACGAGGAAGUCUCUGCGCCAGCCACUGAUUCGCAAUCGAAUCGGCGAUCAAAUAUUCAAGAGGGUCGCUACUAUAUAGUCUCGGACGAUAAGAAACUGCAGCGCGUGCUCUAUCGCACGGUCCAAAGUCCCGGAGAUGAGCUGACAGCACAGCUUAGGUACUCGCCUGUGGGUAAGCUGCAGGAUCCCGUUUAUAAAUACAAUCGCCUGGGACAAUUGGAGCGGGUGCUGAAGUAA
Molecule: messenger RNA, 678 nt
Organism: Drosophila arizonae
Lineage: Eukaryota; Metazoa; Arthropoda; Insecta; Diptera; Drosophilidae
Source: RefSeq, a predicted model, not a curated record